This is a messenger RNA of Cladophialophora bantiana CBS 173.52, 1449 nucleotides long. RefSeq lists its product as uncharacterized. Lineage: Eukaryota; Fungi; Ascomycota; Eurotiomycetes; Chaetothyriales; Herpotrichiellaceae. The coding region runs from base 1 to 1449 and encodes 482 amino acids. The record is from RefSeq and is a predicted model, not a curated record. The transcript is spliced from 2 exons.
AUGCCUAUCAAGAGCGAGACACCUUCUCAAUCCGAUAUGAAGGAUAGCCUUGACGGGCUCGUUGUGCAGAUGACGGCCUUAACAGCCUGCAAUGACAACAACAAGAGCGGGGAGCUUGCUAGAACCACAUUUGGCAGUCCGAUGAAGGACAAGCACUUCCUCUUUGCAAGGGAUUAUACGAAUCUCAAUCAAGGCUCCUUUGGCGGUUAUCCUCGCCCCGUCCAGACCGCCCUGCGUCACUAUCAAGAAGCUGCAGAGGCGGAACCCGACAUGUUCAUCCGCUACACCUACCCUCAACUCCUGCGAAAAAGUCGAGCUUUGCUCGCGGACAUGCUGCAUUGUCCCGUGGAUGAGCUGGUUCUGUGUUCCAAUGCCACAACCGCCACGAACACGGUACUCCACAACCUCCGUUGGGAAGAAGGCGACAAGAUCGUCUAUACUUCUGGUGUCUAUGGGGCACUGGAGAAGCUCAUAGAUUAUGUCGUGGAGACAACCCCGGCUGAGAGCGUGAGGGUUGAGUUGGAUUUGCCUCAGAGCGACGACAAAAUCGUGCAGCUCUUUCGCAAAACAUUGAUAGAAGAAAAGCUCAAGUGUGAGCAAGCUGGGAAAGGACGAGUUCGGUUGGGCGUCUUCGACACAAUAGUCAGCAUGCCUGGCCUGCGGGUGCCAUUUGAGAGACUAGUGCAGUUGUGCCGACAAGAAGGCGUGCUGAGCCUGGUAGACGCUGCACAUGGAGUGGGCCACAUUGCUCUGAACCUCACUGAGCUGGACCCGGAUUUUUUGGUUACCAACUGCCAUAAAUGGAUGUUUGUUCCCAGGUCAGUUGCGGCCUUUUUCGUGCCAAAAAGGAAUCAGCACUUGAUUCGAACGACCCUUCCGACAUCUCAUGGGUUCCAACCACAGAGGAGCAACGAAAUACAUGAUCCGAUGCCUACCUCCGAAGAGACAAACCCGAUGGUGAAACAGUUCGAGUAUUUUGGGACCAUUGACGGAGCCCCGUACUGUUGCAUCGAGGAAGCAGUUCGUUUUCGCAACGAGGUCUGUGGCGGAGAAGCAGCCAUUCGAACAUAUUGCACGUCCCUCGCGAAGAAGGCCGAAGAGGUGCUUGUGGAAGCUCUGGGGACGGAGACGUUCGACAUUCCAGAAACACAUCGUGUUUUCUUUGCGCAUGUUCGACUGCCGAUCUCCGUUGGGAAUGGAGCUGGAUACGAUGUGCUCCCAAGCGACGUCCCGGUCGUCACCCAAUUCAUGAACAAGGAGUUUGCGGAAACAUAUAGAACCUUCUUUUUUGUGUUGUUCUAUCGAGGAGCAUGGUGGGUUCGCAUGAGCGCCACAGUAUACGUUGAUAUGGAGGAUUGCAAAUAUGCGGCCUUCGUCUUGAAAGACUUGAGCGAAAGGAUAUGUAGGAAGGAGUACUUGUCGACUAACGCAGCAAGGGAAGAGAGAUGA